Molecule: messenger RNA, 3968 nt
Organism: Hylaeus volcanicus
Lineage: Eukaryota; Metazoa; Arthropoda; Insecta; Hymenoptera; Colletidae
Exons: 6
Coding region: 507-1427 (306 amino acids)
Source: RefSeq, a predicted model, not a curated record
AUUCAAACACGAGCGCAAGGGUUCAUAGACGAUUAUGCGAUGUAACAUUGCUCGCCGAGAAUGCUCAAAGUUGCAACUGUUCUAUUUUGCUUGCUGGCCAUCGGCUAUAUAAAACGAAAGGAUUCCCCACGUGUUUUUUAAAUCCUUUACCCGAGUCUUUGUGUUCACCACGUGGAGUCUGCGGUGUCGCACAAUGUUCUGCGACUACAAUUAGAGGAAUACACACGCCCCAAUGCGCUUCGAAUUGCCAUCAGAGACAGCCAGUAAUUUUAUUACGUGUCGAAUACGCUUGUAGAAUUUUGCCAGUGCCGUUUAAGAAAUAGAUCAAUUUUAAGCGAGGCUUCCGAGUGUAAGCUACUGACAUUACAAUCCCGUAAAAUUGAAAUUCGUUGAAAUUUCAGUUCUGCGAAGAAAUUGGUCCUUGGACAUCAAUUCCAGCGGAAAUUGAUUCUUUAUGGUCACGAUGGUCGUCCCCAAAAUGUAAUACUACUUGCGGCAGAGGAUUCAUGGUAGCCGUUGCCUCGUGCCAAGAUCAAAGAGAAACCAGCCACAGACUGUAUCGGGCCAGGAUCAUUUUGGUGAGCCAGAACAUCUCUGGUGAGCUUCCCUCGAAUUCCCGGUCUAUGACGAAAGGUGUGAACUUUUCCAGCUGCCCCGACGGCUUCGGUAAAUGUUACUGCGAGGUAAACUCCGUCGAUGGAGUUCUGAGAGCGGUCAGGUUCACGGAACCUUGCAUUUCUACCGAAGGGUGUAUCCUAAGCAACGCUGAAACAUUCACUUUCGAAGGAGAGCCCGAUUCCAGCAACAGCGUGGACUCCAGCGACGCUUACCAGGACGACGAUCAUGAAUGGUUCGAAGAGUACAUGGAAUCUGCUCGAGCGUCGCGACGUCGCCUCCUGCAGGCUCGCGUAAACGACGACCAGUACGGUUCGCGCGAAAAUAGACUGUCGAGUAAGAGGUUCAAGAACAGCAGGGGAUAUCGUUCCGUGGAUCGGGUGCGUGGUCGAUUGGACGACGACGCCGAUUACGACGACCAAGACGAGGAGGACGAAGAGGGGGACAUAGAGGAGAGCGGCGUCGGGGAGGAAACCGGUGACAAAGCCGAGGAUGACGAGGAAGAGGACGACGAGGAGACGAUCGGCCUCAGAGGCACCGCGAAGGGUCGUUGGAGCCCCAAGAAACGGGCUCGAGAGACGCGGGCCGAUUACGCGGCGAUUACGUUCGAGGGUAAGCAGGAGGUCGAUGAACCCGAGAGGAACAAGGCUGUAAAGAUCGGAUCCGUUAUGGACGACUGUGACGAGGAUUCCACAGAACCGCUGCAGUAUUACGAUUACGAAUCCAGGGGAAAUCCAAUAUCUGAAGUGCGAAUCAUGUUUGCUAUGAAAUUGGCAACGCUGAAUACUUUGUUCUACUUCCUCGGUAUUUGACGAACAAACGCAACGAAGAUCAAAGAUAACUGUACACCUGGCAUUGAAAGAGACAUAAUGAUUCUGGUGGAACAGUUUUACUGCAGUAGAAACUGAGUUAAUUCAAUAAAAUACUGCUACAAAUUUAAAUUUGAUGAGACGACAUGUAUACAAUAUUCAAACACAUUCGAAUUUAUAAUAAACAUAGUUCCUCCGUUCUGUAUAUUCAUUCUUAAUGUAUUUUACUACUUUUUAUGUUAACCCAAUAAGUGUGAAUAAAAAUUUUAAUUUAUUUGCAUAUAUUGAGAUCUUUACAAGGAUAAUCUCUAUAAUAUUCCAACUUCUACAUUACAUCUUCUUCAAGGAAAUACAUAUAAUAGAAUACCGCAAUGGUCACUUCAAAGUUAAGGAAAAUAGUACAAACGUAAUACUGAAGUGCAAUGCAUGAAGUAUACUGAAGAAAACUUACAGUUCAAGGUCUACAACCUUCAAACGACCUUCUUCGAUUUACCCAACUCUUUCAGUUGCAAAGAUAAUUAACUCGAGUGAUGAAUGCGUACAAAAAUAUACAAAAAUUAAUUUCACUUUUUUAAUUCUAUUUUUCUAUUGAUUAAAAAAAUUAUCACCGUUCCUAUGUACGUAUGACUGUUUCAUGCAUAUGCAUGUCACGACUAACACAUAUAUUACGCCAUGAUUGUAGUAUACAACAGGAUAAAAACAGGGGCAUAAACGCUCCACUGCCUCUCAUUUCUCAAGAUGCAGAAUCAUCCGCCACGAAUAUCGAGGAUAUCGCGCAACAUUGAGAAAAAAAAAUUAUAUAGGCGUUCCUCACAAGGUGCUGCGAUAAUUAAUUACACCCAACCUCCUGCUUGGUAGCGUGCACCGUUAUUGGCGUUCUUACGUUAGGAAUUCAUUUACACGUUUUCCGCUCUGGCUCUAUAAAAGAAGCUGUGAGAAACAGUUACUUCGAGAAUGACUGCGUCGUGUAUACGUAAUUCGUUUUGAUAUACGAUACUUUCACGUUUACAGAUAAUUAUUAUGGAUUAGAUGGGCCAUCGACAACAAACGAUUUUCCACGCGUGGGCGUUCGCAUUGUAUACGAUAUUUUGCGUGAUAACUAUGCUUUCUUUAGAAAUUAGUUCCAUCAUUGUUCUAUGUAUAAUAGAAUAUUAAGUUUCAGAUAAUGUUGUACUUGUCUUGGAACACAAUUCGUAUUCAUUCAUCUAUUAAUAAUGGUGGAAUUGCUUUUUAUGUUCUGAUUAUAUAAAAUUAUCAGACAUCUUAAUUUUUUUAAUUUAAAUGUAUCACAUGUUUCGAACACACGUGUAUUUUUAAUGAUUCAAUUUACUCUUUAUUGAGUUUGAUGAAAUACAGAGGAUCAACAAUUAUUCGAAUAAUUAUUUAGCGGAAAAAUUAUAUUAAAUAUCGAUGUCGACCAAACAAUGUGUUUAAUUUUUAUACUUAAUUGCCAGUAUGUACUGCGUAACAACCAGGGACAUGUUGGGCUGUGAAAUAAUAUUUAGUAAAUAAAAUCGGUAAAUGAAAUGAUUUAUCAAAACAUUCGCCAUACAAGACGCCAUAUUGUCUUGGAGUUAUACCCUGUCGGUAAAACAGAUUCUCGGUGGUGGCGGACUACAUUAUGUACGACUUUUAUAUUGUUAUGACUAUUUUUGAAAACUGCCAUAUUUUGAAUUAAUAGAGUUGAUCUGGGCCUAUUUUCUCGGGGAGGGGGGGGGGGAGGGGGCGCCCUAGAGUACAAAUUCAACUUUUGAAUUGCCUGACAAAUACGGUAAAAAGGUUCACCUUUAACUGCUCAUAACUUCUGAGCCAGUAGAUUCCUCGCCUGAAAACUAGCAUUUUUGGAUUCCACUCGCCGAACUCUACAAGCUUAUGUAAAAAAAAAACUUGAAAAUUUUAGGUCCGCCAAAGUAAAGUUUAACCCCCUCGAGCAUUAUACAUACAUGUACGCUACCAGAAAUGGCUAACUUUCUCAUCUAAAUACUAAUAUCGAACAAAAAAAUGAAAGGUGAACACCUUGUAAUCCGUAAUUCGUGCAAUAGAAAUUUCUACUCUGAAUUAUAAAAUGAAAUUGUAUUUCAGGAUGAACGAAUAAAACUUCUGAACACCUACUCGAUCACAGAAACGUUACGGAUAAUAAAUCCCAAUAAGGCGUCUUUACUCGUCAUCCAUUCUACGGAUAAAAUGUUACCCACUCCGCACAUACGACGUGAAAAAACUUCCGAGGAUGCAAAGCACGUGCUCGAGAGAGGUUAUAUCGUUGUGCAUCUUAUGACACAUUUGACUGACAUCCGAGGAGCAGCCAUCGAGUACAGUUGCGUCUACACGUACACGUGCUCGAAACACUUUUGCCUUCUGUCUAACAAUAAGUGAGCAUAUAUAGCUAGAAACCACGAGCAAUGCAAUUCGCGCCUUUCGCAACGAUUUACGACUCGAGUCGUUCGUUGCAUAGCCAAAGACUGAGAGUACGUACGAUGGACGAUUGAUCGUGGUGCCGCAAGUAACGCGAUAUCCCGCAAGGAAUGCUCGAACGAUACCUUUAAA